Molecule: messenger RNA, 1907 nt
Organism: Magallana angulata
Lineage: Eukaryota; Metazoa; Mollusca; Bivalvia; Ostreida; Ostreidae
Exons: 2
Coding region: 111-1775 (554 amino acids)
Molecular function (GO): zinc ion binding; protein binding
Source: RefSeq, a predicted model, not a curated record
UUUUUUUUAUAUAUGAUCAGAUGGUUACAUUCAAGACAGGAUCAGCCAUGUUUAGAGCACGCAUACCAGACAGUUAGAGAUCGUGUAAUUUCUUGUUGGCAAGAACAAAAAUGGAUCCUCAAUCUAGUGCCCAGGAUGUACACCGAUGUGACCUUUGUGAGACCGCCAUAGUACACAGCUAUUGUGACUUUUGUCAUGUCAACCUCUGCAAGCCCUGUAUAGGAGAACAUAUCGCAGAUGGAUAUGACAAACAUAAAAUUGUCCCUUUUCAGGAACGAAGAUCAACCCUCAUUUAUCCGAAAUGUGGAACACAUCAACACAAAAAUUGUGAAUUCCAGUGCGAAUCUUGCAACAAUAUCUUUGUUUGUUCUUCUUGUACUGCAUCUGAACAACACAGGGGGCAUAUUUUUGUAGACACAUCAACUGUUUACAAGACACAGAAAGAAAAUAUUGAAAAGGAUACAGAAGAGUUAGUAAACCUUAUUUCGCCUACAUAUGAAGAAAUUGCAAGCGAUUUGGCAAAUCAGCUUGCCAACCUGGAUGGAGGAUAUGAGAAACUUACAACAAUAAUGUCCAAACAAGGAGAGCAAUGGCACAGAGAAAUCGACAUCGUCAUCAACAAAAUGAAAACUGAAAUAAACAACAUAAAAGUAAAACACAAAGACAUUUUAAAGAAACAUUUGAAUGAAAUCAGACAGAUACAAUCUCUUAUACAGCAAACACUAUUAGCCAUGAAAGAAAUUAAGAAAUCCACUGAAGUAUCUUCAACCAUUGAAUACAGCUCUAAGAUCAGAGAGUUUAGCAAGCUUCCACCCAUGGUUCAGGUAUCACUGCCAACAUUCAUAUCCAAACCAAUAGACCGUGAAAAGUUGUAUAGUUUGUUUGGACAGAUCACCCCAUUAUCUACUGCUACAGAAGAAAAUGUCUUGUCACUGAAGCAACCCAACACUUCAGUCAGAGAACUACUGGAUGAACCAGAGCUUGUUGCCACAAUACAGACUGGGUAUGAAGAACUACGGAAUGUGACCUGUCUAAAUGAUGGUAGCAUAUGGACAAGUGGAGAGACCAAUGAUAUCAAGUGCUUUAACAUUCAAGGUUCACUCCUACAAACUAUACAGACAAAAUCAGGAAAACCCCCUACUGAUAUAGCUGUAGACAGUGAUGGGAAUCUUCUCUACUCUCAAUUGUCAAUAAGGACAGUAUAUAAAGUAAAGAAUGGAAAGACAGAAGUGUUGAUCAGAUUACAGGGAUGGAGGCCGAUCCAGCUGUGUGUCACAUCUACAGGUGAUCUCCUGGUUACCAUGUACAGUGAUGAUAAAACUCAAUCCAAAGUUGUCCGUUACUCGAGAUCUACAGAGAAACAAACAUUUCAAUUUGAUAAUGAAGGUAAACCUCUGUACUCAGGAAAUAAUAACACUAAAUACAUCACAGAGAACAGAAACCAUGACAUCUGUGUAGCUGACUGGGGGGCUGGUGCAGUAGUGGUGGUUAAUCAGGACAGGAAACUCAGAUGUAGAUACACCGGUCAUCCCUCAGUUACCAAGAAAAAUCCAUUUAGACCUUGGGGUAUCACAACAGACAGUCAGAGUCGUAUCCUGACUGCAGACAGUGACAACCAUUGUAUCCACAUUCUGGAUCAGAAUGGACAGUUUCUCCGUUACAUUGAUAACUGUGAUCUGGAGUAUCCUUAUGAUUUAUGUGUGGACAAUAAUGACAAUCUGUUUGUGUGUGAGAGCAACAAAGGCAAUGUAAAGAAAAUCAAAUGUUUGAAAUAGAGACUAAAAUUUAUGAUUCUGAUGUCAGUUAAAAAAGAUUUGCACGUAUCCAUUUUUCCAUUUAAUCAAUCAGUACGAAUUUAUGUACUUUGUUUUCAUCUCACAAUUAAUAAAUAGAAAACGUGUGUGUAA